Rhinichthys klamathensis goyatoka is the source of this 1567-nucleotide messenger RNA. RefSeq names its product interferon-induced protein 35 (gene ifi35). The coding region runs from base 36 to 1145 and encodes 369 amino acids. Gene Ontology annotation, cellular component: nucleus. Lineage: Eukaryota; Metazoa; Chordata; Actinopteri; Cypriniformes; Leuciscidae. The record is from RefSeq and is a predicted model, not a curated record. The transcript has 10 exons.
UCUACUACUUCAUCACGGUUCUUGCGUUGGUAGAAAUGUCUACUGAGGAUUUCUCUCUUGUUAUGGACGGUGAUUCUUUGGACAGUAAACAGAAGGAGAUCCAAAAAUGCAAGAAAAUACAUGAAGCGUUAUUGAAGGAUCAAAAAUUACUGAAAGAUGGCAUUGAUAUGAACAAAAACUUUGCCAAGGAAUUUAGACAACGAGCUGAGGAGAGGAAAGUGUCAAUUGAGGAAGAAACCAAGAAAUGUACUAAGACAAUUCAGAAAGAGAAGGAGAAAUGCAGUAUUAUACAGGAGGAGCAAAGCAGGCUACAGAUGGACAUCAUGAAAAUGAAGGAGGAGUUGCAAAGCCUGGACCGUAAAAACAGCAGUCUGAAAAAACAAACUGAGAUCUCUACAGCGGUGCCUGAGAGGAGAGUUGUUUUUCAAGGAAAGACAAAAGAGGGUGCGCAUGCUGUGAGUUUCGAUGUGAAUUCCCGUAUAGUUUAUCCGAUGGAGGGUGGAACAGCAUUGAUCACCUUUGAGGAAGAGGAUGUGGCUCAGAAAAUCUUGAGCCAGAAGCAGCAUAAGGUGGAGCUUGGGGACUGUGCCAUCACUGUGCAGGCUAAACCCAUUCAGUUCCUGGUACCUGAUUAUGUUGAGAUGGAAACACAGGUGUGCCCACGCAGAAUCCUGGUCUCUAACCUGCCAAAUGAAGAACCUGAGGACAGAGCACUGGACAAACUGGAUAUCUAUUUUUCUAAGAAGAAGAACGGAGGCGGCGAGGUGGAGGACACAGACAUGCUGCAUGACUCUGGCACUGUGGUCAUUACCUUCGUAGAUGAUAAUAUUGCCAAACGUCUCUCAGACAAACAGGAUCAUGAGGUAGAUUUUGGUAGGAAGAAGUACAAGGUGAAGGUCACUCCAUUCCUCAAUGGCGAGAUUUCACAGAUGAAGAUCUGUAACUCCGAUUGCAUGCGCACAGUGCUGCUUACGGGCAUCCCUGACAUCAUGGAGAAAGACAACCUACAGGACAACCUGGAGAUCCACUUCCAGAAGACAACCAAUGGUGGAGGAGAGGUGGAAGGCAUCCUCUACAACCCUCUGGGCCACACCACCCUGGCUUUGUUUGAAGAAGACUCUCCUAAAGACAGCCAGACCGAGUGAGAAAGCUAAUAAACCUCUACAGCCCAGAGAUCUAAUGCUGCCAGUAGAUGACAAAAUAGAGAAUUUAUUCAUAAUAGACUAUAUGAAACUCUUUAUGAACUUUGAUUUGGGACUCAAGACAGAGUAUGGAUCUAAUAUGUACUUCAUAAUCCUUUAUAGUCUAUACAUUAUAUAAUAACAUACUCCAUGGAUACAAUUUUUUUCUUAUUUACAAUCCUUAGUUGUAUUCUUUGUCUUUUGAUGAUACAAAUGUUGUCAGAUUGAGUUGUAUGGGUUAAUCUGAAUCACAAACUAUUGCUAUUUAUGUGAAAACAACAAAAUCUUAAAUAAAUGUGACAAAACCAUCAUUGUGAUGCUUAUGAUACAGUAAUAGGAACCUAUUGAAACCAAACCCAAAACAAAAAAGAAAAUAGAAAUUAUAU